AUGAUUUUAUUCUGCUGCAUAAUCUGGAUCCUCGCAUUUAUCAUCAUAUCUCCGAUAGUAUUCCAAGUCAAGAAACCGAUAGAUUUCGGUAGGUUCGGAUACAGCCCUGUCGGAAUGUGCAACUUGGAACCUGGUAUUUUGUCGGAUUCCAGAGCAGGAUUGAUUCACAAGAUCGACAAGAAGGACAAGAAGGACAAGAUUGACAAGAAGAACAAGAAGGACAAGAUCGACAAGAAGGACAAGAAGGACAAGAAGGACAAGAUUGACAAGAUUGACAAGAUUGACAAGAUUGACAAGAAGAACAAGAUUGACAAGAUUGACAAGAUUGACAAGAUUGACAAGAUUAACAAGAUUGACAUGAUUGACAAGAAGAACAAGAUUGACAAGAUUGACAAGAAGGAGAAUAUUGACAAGAUUGACAAGAUUGACAAGAUUGACAAGAAGGACAAGAAGGACAAGAUUAACAAGAUCGACAAGAAGGACACGAAGGACAAGAUUGACAAGAUUGACAAGAUUAACAAGAUUGACAUGAUUGACAAGAAGAACAAGAUUGACAAGAUUGACAAGAAGGAGAAUAUUGACAAAAUUGACAAGAUUGACAAGAUUGACAAGAUUGACAAGAAGGACAAGUAUGACAAGAAAAACAAGAUUAACAAUUUUGACAAGAUUUACAAGAUUGAUAAGAUUGACAAGAUUGACAAGAUUGACAAGAUUAACAAGAUUAACAAGAUUGACAAGAUUGACAAGAUUGACAAGAUUGACAAGAUUGACAAGAUUGACAAAAAAGGCAAUAAGGAAAAUAAGAACAGGAAAGCCAAGAAUGACAAUAAGGACAAUAAGGACAAUAAUAGCAAAGACAAUAAGGUCAAGAAAGACAAGAAGGACAAGACGGACAAGAAGAACGUUAAAAAAUAACUUGAUUGACAAGAUAGACAAGAAAGACUUACAGAAAGUACAAGAAGAAGAUUUACAAGAAUUAUAUUGUAUAGAAUGGGCGGAUAGAAGGUACAAGAUUUACAAGAAUUAUAUUGUAUAGAAUGGGCGGAUAGAAGGUACAAGAUUUACAAGAAUUAUAUUGUAUAGAAUGGGCGGAUAGAAGGUACAAGAUUUACAAGAAUUAUAUUGUAUAGAAUGGGCGGAUACCUAUAUGAAGCAGAGUACAAUAAAAGCGUAUAUAACCCUGUUCUCCUAUUCUUGGUACUGGUGGAACUAUACUAUUCACUUUCUAGUUAUAUCCCUAUAUUUCAAGGAUUUCUCAAAAAUCUAUUCAGUUUUCUUGAAAGAUGUGUUCUCUCUUCUCUCUGCCUGCCUCUCAGUCCAAAAUAAACAAUCCGCCAAUUUAGCUGGAAGAACUAUAGCAGCUAAUGCAGCUGAAGCAGCUGAAACUGCUGGAGGAACGGAAGCAGCUGAAUCAGCUGAACCAGGUUGAGGAGCUGGAAUCAUAAACCAUGGUUUCCAAAUUAAUAACUUUUAUGUUUUCGGUGAAAAUUCAGAUAUUUUGAGAUCUGUAAAUGUAUGUAACAUGGAUAAACUUAAACAAGAAAUGAAUGGGCCAAGUGUUCAUAAACAAAAUCAAUCAGUGAAUGGAAAAUUUAACGCCUGUAAACUUUUAUCCCUGUACAAGAGUACACCCUGCAGUAUGGUUGAGUGCAAUAAAGAACCGGUUCAAACAA
Messenger RNA from Eurytemora carolleeae, 1673 nucleotides. Its product is annotated as major royal jelly protein 5. NCBI's taxonomy places the organism in Eukaryota, Metazoa, Arthropoda, Copepoda, Calanoida, Temoridae. The transcript has 4 exons. The record is from RefSeq and is a predicted model, not a curated record. Bases 1 to 915 code for a protein of 304 amino acids.